UAUAUAAAAGCCAAAACGAUAGAGAGAGAAAAACUAACGUCGUUUCAGAGCGAUAGAGAGAGAGAGACUGAGGGUUUUUGUGAUCGGAAAAAAAAAUCUUGAACCCAGCGAGAGCCGCAAACGUUAAUUUUCCGGCGAAUAUUUUCAACUUCUUCCGGCGAUGGGCAGCGAGAGCAAGAAUGGAGUAGGGACGCAGGUCUUGCCGGGGACGAAGAAGAUGGUGCAGAGUCUCAAGGAGGUCGUCAACUGCCCGGAGGCUGAGAUCUACGCCGUGCUUAAAGAAUGUAACAUGGACCCCAACGAAGCCGUACAGCGACUCCUCUCUUUAGAUACUUUUCACGAAGUGAAGAGCAAACGUGAAAGAAGGAAAGAGAUAAAGGAGACACAAGAGUCCAGGCCGCGAGUUCAGAAUGGUGGUUCAAAUCGUGGAGUUAGAGUUACUAGUGAACAUAUUGCUGGAUCAACUCAAACGAGUUACAAUGAGCUUGGUAAAGCUGCAUACAAGGGACAAAAUGGGUUUGCUGCUCCUUCACCUAAUUCUUCCAUUAUAGGAAGAGCUACAAACCAGCAACCUUCAUCUCACAGUGAUUCUUUUAGUACUUCAAUAGGGUCAGGUGAUGCCAUCUCUGCAUCCGUGCAACCUUCUCCUGGAAAUCAAUCUGCUUGGUCAACCACGAGCUCAGGACAUUUUUCAAUGGCUGACAUUGUUAAAAUGGGUAGGAACCCCAGCAAGGGCUCACAUAUAUCAUCUGAGACGUCAUCUUUGCAUCAGGAUGCAUUUGAAACAAAUUCGUUUAAUUACAAUGUGGGAUCUUCCCAAAAUUCUGGCGAUACUGCUGGACAGAAUGCUUUCCGUGAUGAAUGGCCCGUGAUUGAGCAGCCUAUGGCUGCUAGUGUUUCAUCAGCUUUGAAUGCAAAUGUGGAAGCGCAUACUAACAGGUCUAACUCAUAUAAUAAUGAAUCCAAUAUGCCAAGAGAUUACCAGUCAGAUAAGGUUCAAGUUUCAGAGGUGGAUUUUAGUAGUGAAAAUCAUAGUUCUGACCAGAAUGCGUCUGGUAGACCGAAAAUUGUUGAUGCUUCUGGUGGACGAUCUUAUCGUGUUGACAAUUUGUCUUCUAAUUCAAGUUCUUAUGGCUCUCAUAGACGCACCAAUGAGAAUGAGGAAGGAAAAGCAUAUCCAAAUCAUUUUAUGUCUGAUGAUGUUGUGGCUGUAUCAUCAGCUACUAUGAACAUGCAGCAACUGAGUUUAGGAAAGAAGGAGCCCGAUGAUCAGUGUACAGUAGUCCUUCCAAAUAAUUUGCAAGAAUUGGCUGCUGAUUGUUCACAUUUGAGUUUUGGCACCUACAAAUCAGGCCAUAAUUCUGCUUCAAAGUCUCAAUCCUUCCAAAAUGACUUGGGAGGAGCCUAUGCAGGAAUGGAUGCUUCAUUUUCUGGGCAUUUGGAUACCAGAAAUUCAGGGUACAAUCAUGACAAGCUUCUUGGAUCCUUAUACGACAAUGGGAAAGCAACCAUAGAUGCUAAAUAUUAUGAUUUUCCCGUACAUUCACAGCCGGAGCUAGUAAAACACGAUAUCCUUGAAGCUCUAGGGCAUAAAGACAUCACAUCUCUACCUGAUUUUAGUUCUGACAACAUUCUAAGAGCAAGUUCUGGAUUGUCUUUUGCAAGGGAAGAACCAAAAUUCAGAAAUAUUCCACCUCUUCAAAGUGAUAUGGCAUAUCCAGAUUCUAUGCGAAGUGAUCUUUUGGAGUCAACUUUUCAGUCUUUAAGAGGUUCUGAUCUUCCAUUCUCACAGUUGUUGGGGACACCAUCAAUGUCUUCAAGAUACAGCAGUGCAGUUUCAUCUGUAAACAGUCCAACCAUUUCCAUGUCUGAGGCUCUGAGACCUGGUGCCUUGCCUUUACCUGAGGCAUCCUCUGUGCUUCCUCAGCACCUUACAGCUCGGUCAUACUCCCAACCUACUUACGAACAAAUAGCAAAUAUUAUUGGCUACCCCUCUCCACCCCAGAGCUUCUCGCGUACUCCAUCAGCAUUGCAGCAAGCAUAUGUAGGUGGUACUGGGCUCCAUCAAUCUGUGGCAGGCAUGGAGUACAGCUUCCCUCAGCACAGAAAUGGUGCCUCAAUAAGCAGAGUGCCACCAUCUGCUGCUGCUGGUGGCCAUGGGAGUUUUGGGACCUCUACCAAUGUUCAUGGUAAUUUUUUGCAUAACUCAUCUGUCGCGCCCAUCAGCACUAGGGACUAUGAUGAUGUUUUUCGUUCUCAGUACAAGGAUGGAAACCAUUUAUCCCCUCUUCACCAGAGUUCGAGAACAUUGUCUUCUGUUCAAGACAGUGCAUAUAACAACUUACUUGGGCAGAAUCAACAGUAUGCAGGAUAUCAACAAGAACAGUCUGGACAGGUUCCUUCACAGUUGCAGCAUUAUGGGUCCAUGGGAUACCCUGAUUUCUAUAAUUCUCAAAUGGGCAUAACACAAGAACGUCAACGUCAAAGCCUCAAUGAAUCAUCCUUUGGUGGUAUUCCAGACUUGUCACCUCAGCAGUUGCACCAAAUUUGGCAGCGGACUUACUAAUUUUUUUUGGGUCCCCUUUUUCUUUUCCCAUCGGGGUUGUAGUGAGUUUGGAGUUGGCAAAGUAGGGGUGUUUACUAUAGUUCAGAAUCACGGUGGUUCUGGCUGGUUGUCCAAUUGUACAUACUCUGAACAGAGAAGUUAUUGUUUUGUGCCUUCUGCCCCAAUGUUGUAUCCUACGAAACUGUGUUGGGGCAUAAUUUUUGAAUUCAAUGGGACAGCUUGCCAAUUUUAAUACCA
This is a messenger RNA of Rosa rugosa (rugosa rose), 2803 nucleotides long. RefSeq lists its product as uncharacterized. The coding region runs from base 161 to 2566 and encodes 801 amino acids. The record is from RefSeq and is a predicted model, not a curated record. Gene Ontology annotation, molecular function: protein binding. Lineage: Eukaryota; Viridiplantae; Streptophyta; Magnoliopsida; Rosales; Rosaceae. The transcript is spliced from 10 exons.